Molecule: messenger RNA, 1325 nt
Organism: Rhododendron vialii
Lineage: Eukaryota; Viridiplantae; Streptophyta; Magnoliopsida; Ericales; Ericaceae
Exons: 6
Coding region: 62-1051 (329 amino acids)
Cellular component (GO): mitochondrion
Molecular function (GO): prostaglandin-E synthase activity
Source: RefSeq, a predicted model, not a curated record
ACUGCUAUAUAAAAAGUGCGUUAAACCUCCGCCUAGGAGAGAGAGAGCACCACCGCCCACAAUGAAGAGGUUUAGCGGGCUGAACCGUACCAUUUCCCGGGCCACACAACCCGCCGCCCUCACCGCCACCCCUACUCACGACCGGAUUCUCCACACGGCGCCGUACACCACCACCAGCAGCUCUUCUCCGUUCAAGUCUCGUUUCCUCUGGUACCACGCAAUCGCCAAUCCCUCCUCCGGUCACUGGGCUCGAUCCGCCGCCGCCAAUGCCGUCGCCGGAACCAUGAUGUUCUCGGUCGCCGCCUCUACGCUCGCCGACGAGGUCCACGCCAAGGAGGCGCCGUCUAAGAACUUCAAUCCCAAGGAAGUCGUCCUGUAUCAGUAUGAAGCUUGCCCCUUCUGUAACAAGGUUAAAGCAUUCCUGGAUUACUAUGACAUUCCUUACAAAGUUGUGGAGGUCAAUCCCAUCAACAAAAAGGAGAUCAAAUGGUCUGAUUACAAGAAGGUCCCCAUACUGGUGGUUGAUGGUGAACAGAUGGUUGACUCAUCAGAAAUUAUUGACAAGUUGUUUUUAAGGGUCCAUCCUGGGACACCUGUUGACCUUGGCUUAGAGUGGCGCAGGUGGGUGGAUAAUCACCUGGUGCAUGUCUUAUCACCAAAUAUAUAUCGAUCUCCUUCUGAGGCUCUUGAGUCUUUCGAUUAUAUUGCCACCCAAGGCAAUUUCAGCUUCACUGAAAGAAUAAUGGCAAAGUAUGCUGGAGCUGCGGCUAUGUACUUUGUGUCAAAGAAACUAAAGAAGAGAUACAAUAUCACUGAUGAGCGUGCAGCCUUGUAUGAAGCUGCAGAGAAAUGGGUGGAUGCACUUAAUGGUCAAAAAUUUCUCGGUGGGUCAAAACCUAAUUUAGCUGAUCUUGCGGUCUUUGGUGUCUUGAAACCUAUCCGCUACCUCAAGUCUGGUAGAGAUAUGGUAGAGCACACGCGCAUUGGUGAGUGGUACUCCAGAAUGGAAAGUGAAGUUGGGAAGUCUUCCAGAGUAAUGGAGCAAAAGUAGUUUAUUUGAAGUUUUCUUUAGGCGAUGAAAAACUGGUUAGGGAAACAGAGAGAUUAAAUACCGAGAGUUCAUAGGUUGAUUAUAGAGAAUAAUACGCACCUUGAUCUGGAUUUCUUUUCCCUUUGUUGGUGGCCCUUCUGGAGUGUCACUCAUGAUUAUUUGGUAUGUUUCGAAUUCUUAGAUCUGUUUGAAGCUCGCAAUGUGUUUGGGCACACUGUUUAUUUCAUAUGAUGCAGUCUCUAAUCUAGAUUAAGCAGCUCGUGGAUUGCUUGCA